UAUUCUACUACUAAAUUACAGUUCUCUGUAUUUACUACCACAUCCCCUUCAGUUUGUCCAAGCGGACGUUCUAUCUUCCCUCCAAAGAGAUUCAAAUUAGAUCGUUCGAGCAAACUCGCAUCUCAUUAGCCAUGAAUUCCAGAAGGGACUUCUCUAACGGUAGAGCUGCUCUCUUUGAUGGCAUUGAGGAGGGUGGUAUAAGAGCCUCAUCUUCUUACUCUCAUGAAAUUGAUGAGCAAGACAAUGAUAAAGCAAUAGAUGGGUUGCACGAUAGGGUGAAUCUACUGAAAAGAAUGACAGGUGAUAUACACGAGGAAGUAGAGAAUCAUAACCUGAUGCUGGACCGAAUGGGCAACGACAUGGAUUCAUCAAGAGGAGUCCUGUCAGGCACUAUGGAUAAAUUCAAAAUGGUAUUCGAGAAGAAAUCAAGCCAAAGAAUGUUUUCUCUAGUGGUAUCGUUCGUGGUGAUUUUCUUGGUCAUAUACUUCCUGACUAGGUAACUAGUCUUUUUAGUGUGAUUCGUCUGCUGGUUUUAUGGUAGAGCCGUGGAGACUUUUCACUUUGUUACCGUAGUCCAAUAUCAGUUUCUCUUUGUAAGAUAUUUUGGUGUUUCUAUAAUAUAUCAUGUGUACAUGUGACUCAGAUUUUUAUGAGUGGAAUUGGUAGCAAGAACCAGGCCAUUUGCAUUAUUACGCUAGCAAUAUGGAAUCACCUUCUUCCCAUUUUUAUCCA
Cornus florida is the source of this 732-nucleotide messenger RNA. RefSeq names its product bet1-like SNARE 1-1. The transcript is spliced from 6 exons. The record is from RefSeq and is a predicted model, not a curated record. Lineage: Eukaryota; Viridiplantae; Streptophyta; Magnoliopsida; Cornales; Cornaceae. The coding region runs from base 132 to 500 and encodes 122 amino acids.